AUGGCAAUGCCUCGCUCUGUCGUUCCUCUAGAGUCGAAUCCUGAAGUUUUCUCUAAAUUUGCACAAAGAUUGGGUCUUUCAAAGCAAUAUGCAUUCAGUGACAUAUAUUCGCUUACAGACCCGGACUUGUUAGCAUUUAUGCCUCGUCCCAUGAAAGCCAUUAUACUCCUGUUUCCACUAAAUGAGUUUUUUGAAAGCUCCAAAAGUUCAGAUAUAAAAGAAGACUCUGACACCAACAAGCCAGCAUGGUUCAAGCAAAGUGUUAGAAAUGCCUGUGGACUAUACGCUCUAAUACAUGCUAUGUCAAACAAUCGAGAGCUUUUAGAAGAAGGUUCAAAACUAGGUCAGUUCCUAGAAACUCAUCCAAGAAGCGACAGUAAGUAUGCUGAUGAUCAAACCGACGACUUUAUUGUGUCCAUCAGUGAGCUUUACAAUGAGACUUCUGCACUAGGCCAAACAGUGGCACCACCAGCAGAUGAAGAAGUAGAUCUCCACUUUAUUACGUACAUUGAGAAGAAUGGUCAAGUAUAUGAGAUGGAUGGCAGAAGACCAAAUGGUGCCAAAUUCCUAGGUAAAUCCUUAUCUGAAGACCUGCUGGAUGAACCACUUGUCAAAAACAGAAUUCAGUGGUACAUGAAGCACGCGACUGAAGAUAUGAAGCUGAACUUUACCCUGCUGGGUCUGGCACCUAGUUGGGAUUAA
This is a messenger RNA of Lachancea nothofagi CBS 11611, 702 nucleotides long. Lineage: Eukaryota; Fungi; Ascomycota; Saccharomycetes; Saccharomycetales; Saccharomycetaceae. The record is from the annotation of a GenBank genome assembly.